AUGAAGCCAGGUGCUAAGGAAUGCGAAAUUCAUGAAAAGCAGAAACCCAAAGUUGUUUCUCCAAAAAGAAGAAAAUCAGCGUUUGAUAUUUUGGAAGAGUCGUUCAGUCAAAAGAGCAGCAGAGAAGAGAACAUUCCACCAUCGAGUGAUGAAGGUACAUCAUGUCAAGAGAGGAAUGGACUUAUAGAAGAGAGUGUUUUGUUGGAAGAUUCAAUUAUUAGAAAUGAGCGUGAAAAUGGAAAAGAAAAUAUCGCAGGGAAGGACGAGGUUCAAAGAAGUGAUGAAGAAAAUAAAAACAUUGUUAAGAAGAGAGAAAAGUCUUCAGAAAAAAAGAGGAAUAGAAAGAUUGAGAAAGUUAUAAAUUCAGAAGAGGAAUUGAUAAAACUGCGGAAAGAGAAAACUAAAAAGAGGAAAGAGUUUCUGGUUAGUCAGGGAUUGAUAGAUGAGAUUGCGUCUGAAGGUGAAGAAGAUCCAGAAGCCGAAAAUGAGGAAGAAAAAGAAGGAAAAAAGCUAAAAAAGAAGAAAGAGAAAAUAAUCAUGGCAAGUGAUGAAGAAGAGGGAUUAAGUGAAGACGAGGAAAUGGUUGAAGAUUUGAUUGCGACUGAAGAGGCAGCUGAAGAAGCAGAUGAAAUUGGAUGGUCAACUGAACUGUUCGAAUUGCAUCGGGAGCGGAUGUCUGAAGAUGAAGAGCGUGUUUAUGAGAGACAUUUCACGUUAGCUGGAAUGCAAAACGCGCGACAGAAGAACAAAUUUGAGGAAUUCAUGGAGGGGGAGAAGUACAACGAGGCGGGAGCAACUGAGACGAGAAGAAGCCGAGCGUGGAGAUGUUGA
Messenger RNA from Condylostylus longicornis, 831 nucleotides. RefSeq lists its product as uncharacterized. The record is from RefSeq and is a predicted model, not a curated record. The transcript has a single exon. NCBI's taxonomy places the organism in Eukaryota, Metazoa, Arthropoda, Insecta, Diptera, Dolichopodidae. Bases 1 to 831 code for a protein of 276 amino acids.